AUGCCGUCCUUCACAUCCAUCCACACAUCUACCGCAGACAUCACACCCGCCAUCCGCCACGCCCUCGCCUACAUCCCGCCCGCCCACCUCGACGCGCUCGUAUCCCUCGCUCUAGAAGCCACACAGCACGACCCCAGCAUCGACUUCCUCACCGCCGUCAAAGCCCUCUGGCGCUGCAACGCCCACAAUCCAAAUCUCUACCCUGUAAUGAGCGACGAACCGCGCGACCCUGAUCCCACAUCCACGCCCAACACGCACAGCGAAGUACCGCACGCGCAACUAGUCGCCCAACAACCCCAGACGCGACCCGCCCCCCACAACCAAGACAUCGACAUGCCCGACGCGCCCUCCUCAACCUCGCCCCAGCGCGCAGCCUGCCAGUCGAAUAAGCCCGUCCCCUCCGUUACACUCACACUCAAAGUCACCAUCGACCCCCAGCAGCAACAACAACACCGCGAAGUCGUCUACGCUGCGAUGCGCGACCGCACGUGCACGGGCGUGAGCUGGCAGCGGCGCGAGCAGCUCGCGCUCGCGCACGCGUACCUGCAGGCGUUCCAGUGGUGGCCGCAUGCGAAGAGUAGCGAGAGGCAGUGUGAGGGGUUUCUAAUGAAGUAUUGUAAUCAUUGA
This is a messenger RNA of Didymosphaeria variabile, 627 nucleotides long. RefSeq lists its product as uncharacterized. The transcript has a single exon. Bases 1 to 627 code for a protein of 208 amino acids. The record is from RefSeq and is a predicted model, not a curated record. NCBI's taxonomy places the organism in Eukaryota, Fungi, Ascomycota, Dothideomycetes, Pleosporales, Didymosphaeriaceae.